AUGGAUGACAGUGAAUUUCCUGUUGAUGAAGAUGCUCUUGACGAAACUUUUAAACGCGCGGCCGAUUUUGUUACGUACAAUGCAUCCGUGAUGCAACAAGACGAUUUACUAUUCCUUUAUGGCCGAUACAAGCAGGCUCUUCACGGGAAAUGUAAUGAGCCUAUGCCGGGAAUUUUGAAAUUUAGAAAUCGCAGCAAAUGGAAUUCUUGGAAUGCCUUAGGUGACUUGUCAAAAACCGAAGCGAUGAAACAAUAUGUCGAAAAAGUUUCACAGAUAAGCCCCGACUGGGAUUCCGCAAAACCCAAAGAUUCCGGCAGCAAAAGACAAUUCGGGCCAGUAACCAGCAUUUGUUUGAAAACAGACCCAGAAUUAAAGGAAGAAUCGAAAACUGUAUUUGAUUUUGUGAAAGAAGGUAAUUUAGAGCAAAUAAAGAAGAUGAUAACAAUUGAUCCUACGGUCAAAGAUUGUACUGAUGAUGAUGGUCUAUCUCUUUUGCACUGGGCUUGUGAUCGCGGAUAUAAUAACAUUGUUUCAUUUUUGAUAUCAAUUGGAAUAAAUGUUGACUCUCUGGACAAGGAUGGACAAGCACCUUUGCACUAUGCAUCUUCAUGUGGUCAUGAAGAAGUUGUGAAAAUGUUGUUGAAACACAGAGCUAAUAUUAAUAUAUUUGAUUCUGAUGGUUUAUCGCCUGCUGAUGUGGCAUAUAGUACUACCAUAAAAGAUAUUUUAUCUGCUGAUAAUGUUUAAAUAUAUGCAUAAAUAUUACUUGAAUUAGAAUGGACGUC
Molecule: messenger RNA, 785 nt
Organism: Uloborus diversus
Lineage: Eukaryota; Metazoa; Arthropoda; Arachnida; Araneae; Uloboridae
Product: acyl-CoA-binding domain-containing protein 6-like
Exons: 1
Coding region: 1-747 (248 amino acids)
Molecular function (GO): protein binding; fatty-acyl-CoA binding
Source: RefSeq, a predicted model, not a curated record